AUGGGUGGUUGGGGGCUCUGGGGCGUCCUCGCCUCAGGGUUCAGGGCGCUGGCACGGGUCUGUCUAGCUAGACGGCUACCGACCUCCUUUGUUCGGUAUGCCUCCGCGCAGAGAGAGGUUCUCUCCAAGGACAUUCUGCAGGCCGAGAAUGCCAUCGCAAAACAGCUCCUGGCUACCAAUGUCUGGAAACCUCAUAGGUCAAAGGCCCGCGCGACGGUAAAGGGGGAGAAGACGAGGAUUAACAUCACCGGCGACAAGCUCUGCAAGAACAUUGAGAAAUAUCUUGGCCCCUCGCUCCAGCGCCAUGUCGGCUGCGACCUCAUCGACCUCUUCCCCGGCGUCGGCGUCUGGAGUCGAAAACUCCGCGACCUCGUCCUGCCCCGAACCCACAUCCUGAUGGAACCCGACGAACCCCUCUACGCCCCCUUCCUCGAGCCCUUGACCAAGAAUCCCGGGACAACAAUCGUCCCCAAAUCCGGCCUCGUGUGGAAAGAUCUUCAUAAAGUCCUCGAGAGCCUCCCCCACCAGACUCGACUCGACCCGCACUCGCCUACUCCCCCGCCCCGAAACGAUACGCUCCUCGUGACGGUUAACCUGUGUUUCUUCCCACGGACACGCUCUGUCGCUCUUUACCUCUACCAACUACUCUCCGCCAUUCGAUCCGGCACGCUCUUCCAAGAAUAUGGCCUCGUGCGAAUGCUCAUAUGGGUUAGACCUGAAGAUAUACGGUCCACCAUCCUCCCGACGACAGUGCAGCUGCGCUCCCGGAGCGCCAUCGAAGCGGAACUAGCGUGCGAGUGGAUCAACGAAGUUGUGGGCAUUGAUAGCGAGGAUGCCGAUCUCCAGGCUGCCAUUUACCGUUCGAAGCGAUCGGGCGGACCGCGCGACCGUUCUAUCGAAUUGGAGAGCGCCUACCGGACGUGGCAGAGGCUUCGUGAGCAAGGCAUUACAAUUCCCAAGGGGCGAGAGACCGCACUCAUCAAGGAGGCGAAGAAGAUUAGGAGCAACUCGACUCUGCUGUCUACACGCGUCCAGUCUCCGAACGUCGCUUUACCCUAUGCCGAGGAGCUGGCAGAGCUUGAAGCUGCUUUGGAAGAGGGGGAAUUCGAGAAGGGGUCGACAGAAUACAAGAGACUACUUCGGCUCCGAUAUCGCCAAACGAACGAUACCAAGCAAGCGGGCUCCUACGUCGAUAUCCUACAGGAAUACGCGACGCUGGCCGACCUUUACAAGAGCGGGAUAGCCAGCCCAGAAGAGCUACUGGAGAAGGACCGGCUCUUGAACGAUAAGGUCGCCUCGCUCAACCCCCACAGUCUCUCUACCUUCCGUCUCAUCCGAGACAACCUCCAUCUAUUCCGUCAAAACCCCCCCGCGAUGCUCUGGGACAGACGCACUCUCGAACCCCUCACCGUCAAACCAGAAGAAUUCUUCCCCAACGUGGGCUGCUCCCUCCUCGACAUCCAACCCAAGGCCAUCAACCCCGUCCUCCGCGGUUCGGGAGAAGGCUCCAAGGUGUUCGACCUCCUCGUCAAGAUCAUGCUCCGCAACUCCACCGUCCCCGUGUCCGAGCGCAUCGACGACGUCUGGCCUGACGCGGCCGAGGGUAUCCUCCCCGGCUGCCCCAGCCUCCGCGAUCCUUCCAAGGGGGGAACCUUUGGAAGUGAGCAUGCGGAGCUGUGCGCUAGGGCCCUGAACGAGAGGCAGUGGGUUGAGAUGGUGGAGGCGUGGAUGAAGUGGCCGUUUAGGCCGAGGUAUGAAAGGCUGGAGAGGCAGCAUUCGGAGGUGGAGGAGGAUGAUGAUGAUUCGGGGGGUACGGCGGAGGGAGAGUUUGUGCUGUGA
Molecule: messenger RNA, 1839 nt
Organism: Scedosporium apiospermum
Lineage: Eukaryota; Fungi; Ascomycota; Sordariomycetes; Microascales; Microascaceae
Exons: 3
Coding region: 1-1839 (612 amino acids)
Biological process (GO): transcription initiation at mitochondrial promoter
Cellular component (GO): mitochondrial DNA-directed RNA polymerase complex; mitochondrial matrix
Molecular function (GO): mitochondrial transcription factor activity
Source: RefSeq, a predicted model, not a curated record